This is a messenger RNA of Suillus paluster, 2692 nucleotides long. RefSeq lists its product as uncharacterized. The coding region runs from base 97 to 2466 and encodes 789 amino acids. The record is from RefSeq and is a predicted model, not a curated record. Gene Ontology annotation, cellular component: CAF-1 complex; nucleus. Gene Ontology annotation, biological process: nucleosome assembly. NCBI's taxonomy places the organism in Eukaryota, Fungi, Basidiomycota, Agaricomycetes, Boletales, Suillaceae. The transcript is spliced from 9 exons.
AAUGUUUUGUUUCCCACAUCCACGAUCCAUCCCGACGCGACUUUGCAGAACGCGCUUUUCUUCCAGCUACUUCUCACUUCUAAUCGUUUAACACGAAUGGCAGAUACAGAGAAAAAAGAUUCUGCCAGCGCAUCGACAUCUACUGCACCAAAGAAACCUCUUGCUGAAUUGAAAAAUGGCAAAGUUAUCUUCAAGCAAAAGCCCAUAUCGUUUGAGAAGUCGUCCGAGGCGAUGCAAGAAAUCGUUAAGUUCCGCGAGAUGAUAGAGGAACGAAUUGAAAGGCAGGACCCCCCGCUUACUGUCAUUCCGGACGAGCAUAAACCGUUGAUAGUAAAGCUUGCGCAAGAGAGUGAUAAGGGAGUCGCUCCGCUUGCGAAGUAUAUUCGCUCCGAACUUCUCCCAUCUUUCGAUGAGGACGACGACUCUCGCCGCGAAAGCAUAUCAGUCGCCCUACCGCUUCUUGUGGUGGAGCAUGCCAUUCAGUUACUCAUGGUCAGGACAAAUUAUGGCUUGGAAGGGCCCCUGGGCUACAAAAUCCCUUCUAUUGUGUGCGCCUGGCGAUGGGAAGUCAGAGACAACUAUCGGGAUUGGCUACCCAAGUCUGCCAAGGAGAAAGCCGAGACCAGGAUGGCUGAACGUGUUCAGGCCAAGAUAGACCUUACCGCAGUCUUCGAAAGUCUACCGCAGGACGAACGAGAUGCUAUCCUCGAUCCGAAAGGUACCAACAAGCUCCCUACUAAAGACACCAAUAAGCCCAGUCUACCGAGCAAUACACCCACCGAACAGGUCGAUGCAGCAGAGAUCAAGGACUCGUCAUCCCAGCGCGAUCCAAGUGUCAGCCCCAACGAACCUGAAAACAUUGAUUCAGCGAACGUAACUCCGAAAGCUCGACAACGCAAAGCUGCAGAUCCGGAGAAGGCCGCGAAGGCUAAAGAGAAGGAAGAGAAGAAAGCCGCCAAGGCUGAAAAAGACAAGAAGCAGAAGGAGACGCAGAACAAAUCCCGGUCUCUCAUGGCUAACUUCUUCGGCAAGGCGAAGGCGCCUCCGCGUGAGUCACCUUCAAAAGGUGGCAAACCCGUCUGCGGGUCCACUAGCGAAUCGGAUUUUCUGAAGACGUUUAAGCCUUUUGUCUUGAAGAAAGACGCAGAAAUGGCGCCGAUCAACCGGUUCUUAAUGCCUAGCAAACAACAUUGGAAGAAGCAGACGUCGGGUUUCAGCCAUGCAGAUGCUAUCGUCAUUGAUGAUAACCAAGCCUCAGAGACGGAUAGCAUUAAUACAUCCAUAUAUAGCACACCAACAUUCAAUCUUGCUGAAGCUAAUGCACAAGGUGCGUGCAUUGAAGCACUCCAGCGCAUGUCGUUGAUGUUAUACACAGAACGUCUCCAGGAUAUCGUACGAUCGUUGCGACCUCUUCGGCUGACGCAGCCCCGUGACCGAUCGAAAUCCUCCUUCAAAUCUUUCAGCGCAUGUAACGCGAAAGAUAUAUAUUCCCAGCUCAACGAUGCUGAGAUAGCUGGGGAUACCUCUCAAGUUCGCUACUUGUCGAACAUUCUUUGGGACAGGAAGGAGCUUCCAGCGAAGGUUUUAAUUUUCCAUGAGGAUGCACGUCCUGGCUACUACGGUUCCUGGACAAAGAAUUCGCGCAUCAUUGGUCCCAGAGCACCUUUCGCUCGUGAUUUGCUUGCUCGAGAUUAUGGGUACGAUUCCGGAGAGGAGUGGGAAGAUGAAGGCGCGGCCGAUGCAGACAACGUUGACGAUGAUGAGGAUGAGGAGGGUGAAGGCGAGGAGGGUGAUUCUGAUCUAGAGAGCUGGCUAGUGGAUGAUGACGAUGAAAUUGAAGAAUGCAUUCCGGAUGACCGGGACCUAUCACCUUCACUCUUGGAUAUACCCCUUCCCCCUCCCAAGAGGAAAGCAGAGGAUCUUCGCAAGCAGCCUGAAAAGAAGCGGAAGGUCGUCGUCCCUCUCGUACCCUAUACCAAAGGGCCUCUGUGGGAGUCGGUCAUAGGUCAAUGCGAAUACGAUCCUUUCAAACCAUACCGUAUACAACUCUUUAAUGACACACCAUACUCGAUCGACCCCUUCACCUUCGUCUCAAGGACUGGCGAAGAAAGCCAGCAACCAAAUCCUGAGUCCAAGUUCGCGGUUCCCUCGCUACCCAAUCGGCUAUCAGUGAAUAACAGCGUUGUGGAGUCGUCAGCAACUACCGCUCAAACUCCAGCGAAUAAGCGAGCUACCACAACGUCCACGCCGAAGACCAUGUUCCCCGAUGCUCACGUUCCCCUGCUCGUCAGCAAGAUCACGACUUUAGCGACGGCAAAUCUCACAUUUAUCGUAGAAAGCAUUCAUCAGGAGCUUCGUGCGCACAAGGUGAAGAAGAAUGCCAUUGAAGCAAAGGUACGGGAAGUGGCGGAGAAGUCCAAGGAGAAGAGAAUAUGGGUUGUCAGCGAGGGGUAUCAGCAACUUUAAUCGUCUUCUCCCUCUUGAUACCUGAACCGCCAUUUCAAGUGUUCAUGGUUUUGAUUACGUCGCUUUCGGGAGGAAGCAUAUGGCACCUUCUACCUCAUGGUCGAUUAAGGUGAUCCGAGACCUGCAGGCCAGCGCUCUGCAGCGUCAACAACAUAUAACCAAAGACUUUUUCUGUGUAAAAAUACCCUAGGAAUCGAACUGGUUGAUGGUCAUAAGGUCUAAGACA